Molecule: messenger RNA, 1508 nt
Organism: Kickxella alabastrina
Lineage: Eukaryota; Fungi; Kickxellomycota; Kickxellomycetes; Kickxellales; Kickxellaceae
Product: voltage-dependent anion channel-domain-containing protein
Exons: 2
Coding region: 83-1390 (435 amino acids)
Biological process (GO): sulfite transmembrane transport; transmembrane transport
Cellular component (GO): plasma membrane
Molecular function (GO): sulfite transmembrane transporter activity
Source: RefSeq, a predicted model, not a curated record
CUUCCCUGUUAUAAACAAGUUCACAAUAUCAUUUAAUAUUUACACAAUCCCCUCAAAACAGUUAUUCUUACAGCCCACGUAAAUGGACUUGCAACAUCCGAGCAAUCGCACAGAGCUCACUCUGUAUAUUGACAGCAGAAUCCCGCCGAUUAGGACGACAUCCAGCUCCUCUUUCAUUAAGCAUGCCAUUACACACCCGAUGCACAAGCUUGAAUCGAAAAGCGACAUUGUGCGCGCUUUCAACCCCGCUUGGUACAGCACAACCAUGGGCACUGGAAUCGUUGGAAUUCUGAUCCACAACUUUCCUUACCAGUGGUCUCCUCUGCGGUACAUUGGCAUGGCCAUUGCUCUAUUCAACAUUCUACUAUAUGUGGUUAUAUCGGUACUUUUUAUCACCAGAUUGGUCAAAUACCGCGACUUUUACGAUAUACUGAUGAGCCCGCAGUUGAGCAUGUCGUUAGGAUCAAUCCCAAUGGGGUUGAGCACACUCAUCAAUUCCUUGGUUAUUAUGCUUGCACGAUAUGAUCUUCAUUGGCUCCCUACAUUUGUACUGGUUUUGUGGUGUAUUGAUGUGGUGCUAUCCAUAUCUUCGUCUUUGCUAGUUCCAUUUGCGGUUUUCUCGCACCAGAAGCACACAUUAGAAACCAUGAGUUCAACCUUGCUCAUGCCCGUUGUACCCAAUGUUGUGGGUGCAACUACUGGGGCUAUCGUCGCGUCCGCGCACACAGGAAGUGCAGCCACAGUCAUAAUCUUGACUUCGUAUGUCCUCUGGGGAAUGGGAAUGGGCAUUGCCAUGAUGUUAGUGACCGCCUAUCUCAUUCGUCUAACAAUGUUUAAAUUGCCGCCCAAAGAGUCCAUGGCCAGUAUGCUGAUUCCACUGGGCCCACUUGGCCAGUCUUCAUAUGGCAUCCAGCAGCUAGGAGUCCAAGCGCUGCGCGUAUUUCCUUCUGAGUUUCCACAGAUUGAAUAUCUAGGAAAUAUGCUCUACGGUAUUGGCUUUUUUUUUGGAUUGCUUCUUUGGGCCUUAGCGUCUUGGUGGCUUACACUGGGAAUCUACUCGGCUAUAUACACUCGCGUCCGUGGACCAGUACCGUUCAACUUGGGCUGGUGGGCACUCAUCUUUCCUGUUAGCACGUUCGUCUCAAGUAGCAACUCACUGUGGGGAAUCACAAAUUUCACUUUCUUCCGCGCACUGGCAGCGCCUUUAAUAGUCAGUCUGUUUCUAUUGUGGCUCUUUGUAUUGCUCCGCACCAUCUGGUACGCUUGGAGCGGGGAGUUGUUUAAGCCCGACAAUAUUGAUCGCCUGGUGACACUGGAAAAUAAAGGCAACAGCCUAACGCCCAGUACUCGUACUCCUGUCAACUCGAAGGACUCUUCUGAUAUAGUUUGAAGAUAUUCUGUACCUACAAUAACAUAUUUUGCACUUGUAAACUUUAAAGUUAUUUAAAAUAUUAUAUUUUAUAUUAUACACAAUUAAUAGCGCGCACUGUAAUAAAAAUGAAACAAAC